Closterium sp. Yama58-4 is the source of this 6326-nucleotide messenger RNA. The record is from the annotation of a GenBank genome assembly. NCBI's taxonomy places the organism in Eukaryota, Viridiplantae, Streptophyta, Zygnematophyceae, Desmidiales, Closteriaceae.
AUGGUUCCCUUGGAAAUGGAUCCUGACAGCGAGCAUAAGUCGAAGCUAAUCCCGGACUCUGCGGGUGAAGACGCUAAAGCUGGAAAGGGUGAACGUUGGAGUAAUGGAAUUGCAACCUCUAGGCGAAGCAGCUCGGAAUCGUUGCUCUCAACUAUCCAGUUGGUUUCCAUAAUAUUCUUCACGGUGACAGGGGGUCCAUACGGCUUCGAGGACGUAAUCGGAGCCUCAGGUGGCCUUGUAGGGCUGGGGAUGCUACUUUUAAUUCCCUUCCUUUGGUCUGCGCCAUUGGCACUGAUGACUGGAGAACUGGCUUGCAUGAUUCCUCAGAGCGGGGGACACAUUUUAUGGGUGUAUCAUGCUUUCGGACCAUUCUGGUCGUUAUUCAACAGCGUCUUGACGUUUGGAUGCGGGGUGUUUGACAACGCACUGUAUCCAGCCCUUUUCGUUGACUAUCUGAGCCACAUCAUAUAUGGUCCUUUUGGAGCAAUUCCCAUGCCGUAUUCGCUCAUUCUGAAGGCGACAAUGAUCGCAGUCACGACCGCACUCAACUUGAGCGGAGUCGACAUAGUAGGGAAAGCAUCGAUGGUUUUUGGGGUGUCUGUCAUAGCUCCUUUCGUUGCAAUGUUCUUCUUCGCCAUUCCCCAGCUGAACCUGCAAUGGAUCAGCUUUCCAACACCCAAGCCUUUAAAUUGGCCAAAGUUACUCUCCGUGCUUCUUUGGAACACUUCAGGGUUUGAUUCCGCUGGGGCUUGUGCUGGUGAAGUGAAAGAUCCAGGAAGGUCAUAUCCUCAGGCGUUGCUGAUUUCCGUGGGACUGAUGCUUGUUACCUACAUCGUUCCAGCCUUAGUUGGCUUGAGUGUGGCGCCAUAUUUCGAGCUGUGGAAAGGCGGCACCUUUACGGACAUAGCUGCACGUGUUGGAGGCCGUCCGUUAGAGGCACCCCAGUUCUUUCAAUCUGUUGAAGGGAAACAUGGAACUCCUUGGGUAGCACUUGUUAUCACUGCUUUUUGCACUCUUCUGCUGUCUGGAUCCAAGUUCACACUUCUUGCUGAGGCGGAUAUGGUUUUGUACUGCAUCUCCUCAGCAUUGAAGUUCUCAGCUCUUAUUUACCUGAGAUUUACAGAGCCAGAUGCCUACAGGCCUUUCCGCAUUCCUGUGGGUAAUCUAGUGCUUGUCGGGCUUACGGCUAUUCCACUACUAGUGUGCUUUACAAUGGUGGUCCUGGGUUCACCGUUCUCACAUCUCGUGGCUCUUUCAUGCCUUAUGAUUGCCAUCCUAACCCACGUUUGGCUUGAGGCCAUAGUCCCUUUUCUCAAAAGGACUGUGUCUGCCGCUGCUGUAGUUUAUUACGGGUUGAAAGAGCACCUCACGCGAAUACAGCAAUGGAUGCGCUGCGUGCGGAGUCUGGGAGUCGUUAUUAGCAACACCGGCUCACGGCCAGUCGUGAACCAUUCCCGGCCUCUCACCUCCCUCGCCGACGCUCCCGCUCGCCAUGGCGUUCCCAGCAUGCUGGGAGCUUUCUCCGCUCGCUCCACCGGCAUGGCGGCCGAAAUUCGUGCCCGGAAUGCCGCUCAAGGGUUCCGUUCCAUCUCCGUCGACGCAUUGAAGCCAAGCGACACUUUCCCCCGCCGUCACAACAGCAUCACCCCUCCAGAGGCCCAAGCCAUGGCCGAGUUCUGCGGCUUCGAAUCCGUCGAUGCUCUCGUCGCUGCGACCGUUCCCAAGGACAUCAGGCGUCAGCCGCUGCAGCUGGGGAAGUACACGGAGGGAUUUCCGGAAAACGAGAUGCUCGAGCGCUUUAAAGACAUGGCUUCUAAGAACAAGGUUCUCAAGUCAUUCAUCGGCAUGGGUUACCACGGAACCAUUGUCCCGCCAGUCAUUCUCCGUAACCUUCUGGAGAACCCCGGCUGGUACACCCAGUACACUCCGUACCAGGCGGAAAUUGCCCAGGGACGUCUGGAAUCGCUCCUCAACUUUCAGACCUUGAUUACUGACCUCACGGCUAUGCCGAUGUCUAAUGCGUCGCUUCUUGACGAGGGAACCGCAGCGGCUGAAGCCAUGGCCAUGUGCCUCAACAUCAGCCGAGGCAAGAAGACCAAAUUCUACAUCUCCAAUCUGUGCCACCCGCAGACCAUCGACGUGUGCCUGACACGCGCGGAUGGGCUUGGGAUCGAAGCCAUUGUCGGUGACCACACGACGUUCGACUACUCCAAGAAGGACGUUUGCGGCGUUCUCGUGCAGUACCCUGCGACGGACGGCACCCUGAUCGACUACUCCGAUUUCGUCGCCAAGGCUCACGAAAACGGCGCGAAGGUCGUCAUGGCGACGGAUCUGCUCGCGCUGACGGUCGUCCGGCCGCCCGGCGAGCUCGGCGCGGAUAUGGUGGUCGGUUCGGCGCAGAGGUUCGGCGUGCCGAUGGGGUACGGUGGUCCGCACGCGGCGUUCCUUGCCACGUCAGCGGAGUAUAAGCGGCUGAUGCCCGGGAGGAUUAUCGGAGUGAGCAUUGACGCGCAGGGGAAUCCGGCUCUGCGCAUGGCGAUGCAGACCAGGGAGCAGCACAUCAGGCGAGACAAGGCCACUAGCAACAUCUGCACGGCGCAGGCGCUCCUCGCCAACAUGGCCGCGAUGUACGCCGUGUAUCACGGCCCCGCGGGUCUCAAGGACAUCGCGAACCGCGUGCACGGGCUCGCGGCGGUCUUCGCCAAGGGCGUCGAGAAGGCGGGCGCCGGCACUGUCGCGAAGGAGCCAUUCUUCGACACCGUGAAGGUGACCGUCGGCGGCGGCAAGGCUGCUGACGUGGCGGCUGCGGCGGUGAAGGAGGGGAUGAACCUGCGCGUGCUGGACCCCGACACGAUCACUGUUGCGUUCGACGAGACCAGCACCAUUGCUGACGUGGACGCGCUUCUGAAGGUCGUGGCUGGCAAGCAGCCUGCCUUCACAGCGGAGUCUAUCGCACCGGAGGUGGACGCGUCCCUGCCCAAGUCACUGGAGAGGGAGAGCGCCUUCCUCACUCACCCCAUCUUCAACUCCUACCACUCAGAGCACGAGUUGCUGCGCUACCUGCACCGCCUGCAGGCGAAGGACCUGUCUCUCGUGCACUCCAUGAUCGCCCUGGGCUCCUGCACCAUGAAGCUCAACGCCACAGCCGAGAUGAUCCCCAUCACAUGGCCCGAGCUUGCCAACCUUCACCCUUUUGCGCCCCUCGACCAGACCCAGGGUUACCAGGAGAUGUUCAACGACCUGGGCGCCAUGCUGGCGGAGAUCACUGGCUUCGACUCCGUCUCUCUGCAGCCCAACGCGGGUGCUGCUGGCGAAUACGCGGGUCUCAUGGCCAUUCGCGCGUAUCACCAGUCCCGUGGCGACCACCAUCGCGAUGUGUGCAUCAUCCCCGUCUCAGCCCACGGCACCAACCCGGCCAGUGCAGCCAUGUGUGGCAUGAAGAUCGUGGCUGUGGGCACGGACGAUAAGGGCAACGUCAACAUCGCUGAGCUGAAAGCGGCUGCUGAGAAGCACAAGGACGACCUCGCUGCCCUCAUGAUCACCUACCCAUCAACCCACGGAGUGUACGAGGAGGGUGUUGACGAUAUUUGCCGCAUUAUCCAUGCCAACGGUGGCCAAGUGUACAUGGAUGGCGCCAACAUGAACGCACAGGUCGGCCUCACCAGCCCAGGCCACAUUGGAGCAGACGUGUGCCAUCUCAAUCUCCACAAGACCUUCUGCAUUCCCCACGGAGGGGGUGGUCCCGGCAUGGGCCCCAUUGGAGUCAAGGCGCACCUCGCUCCCUUCCUGCCCUCCCACCCUGUGGUCCCCACUGGAGGCAUCCCCCCUCCCCCCCCCGGCUCAGUGGGCAAGCAGAUGGGCGCCAUUGCUGCUGCUCCCUGGGGCUCUGCACUCAUCCUGCCCAUCUCCUUCAUGUACAUCGCCAUGAUGGGCGCGCAAGGGCUAACUGACGCUUCAAGACUCGCCAUCUUGAACGCCAACUACAUGGCCAAGAGGCUCGAGAGCCACUACCCAGUGUUGUUCAGGGGUACCAACGGCACUUGCGCUCACGAAUUCAUCAUUGACCUGAGGGGAUUCAAGAGCACGGCGCACAUUGAGCCGGAGGAUGUAGCUAAGCGGUUGAUGGACUAUGGCUUCCACGCACCCACCAUGUCAUGGCCCGUGCCCGGCACUCUUAUGAUCGAACCCACUGAGUCUGAGAGCAAGGCCGAGCUGGACCGUUUCUGCGAUGCGAUGAUUGCGAUCCGGGAGGAGAUCCGGGCCGUUGAGGAGGGGCGGGCCGACAAGGCCAACAACAUGCUCAAGAAUGCACCCCACCCUGCCUCUGUGGUGAUUGCUGAUGAGUGGACCAAGCCCUACCCACGCGAGCAAGCAGCCUUUCCUGCUCCAUGGGUUAGGUUUGCCACCUCGUUGGUCAACAUGUUCUGGCGAGUAGCGGGCCUCGCUGCAACCUCACCGGUUGACUUAAUUCUUGACAGAGAUCAGUAUACCCUUGAGGAGUUACUGGACGAGGAUGAUCUUAUUCAGGAAUGCAAGUCUUUGAACAACCGGCUUGUAAACUUCCUUAAAGGGAAGCCGCAAGUCGAGAAGAUGAUCCGAUAUGUGGUGGAAUCACCUCCCGACGAUGGAGAUGCUAAGCGGACAUUCAAAUUCCCGUUUAUCUCGUGCGAAGUCUUUACAUGCGACAUUGAUCAGAUAUUAACGACAGUGGUCGAGGAAGAAGAGAUUAUGGAUCUGCUUUUCUCCUUCACAAAUCCAGAUCGCCCGCACUCGAACCUUCUUGCAGGGUACUUCAGCAAGGUGGCUGUCUCUCUUCUUAUCCGAAAAACUCCUGAAGUGAUGUCAUACCUUCAGAGGCAUCCAGAGGUUCUGGAUAACCUGAUUCGACUGAUUGGGAUCACUUCCGUAAUGGAGGUCGUGAUGAAGCUUGUGGGAGCAGAUGAUCAGAUCAUGAUGUAUCAUUCCGACAAACUGGAAUGGCUGGCUGAGACGAGCCUACUGGACACAUUGCUGUCCCAGCUUAGUGCUCAGAGCUCCUCAGAUGUUCAUGCGAACGCGGCCGAGUGCCUGUCGGCCAUCGCGAGAACGGCCCCAUCCGCAUUGGCCGCUCAGUUGUCAACCCCCAAGUACAUUGGGAAGUUUUUCGAGCAUGUGCUGGAAGGCCCGAGAUCGAUGACAUCCGUCAUCAACUCUCUGUCCGUUUGCAUCACGUUACUCGACCCAAAGCGUGCUCCGCCUCCUGGCGUCAUGCGCAACCAGCUACAAUAUCAGCUGCAGACGCAGCAGUACCAGCAGCAGCAGCAAGUGAUCUCCGUGGAGACCGUUGAAGGGAUGGUUCAGCGACUGGGCGAGCUAAUUGGCAUUCUAGACCUUUCAAAUGACGACAAGGUCCUCCCAACAACCUAUGGAGAGCUACGGCCACCCCUUGGCAUUCACCGUCUCAAGAUUGUGGAGUUCAUUGGAGUGCUUCUUGGCACCAAUAGCGAGCUUGUGCGCCAGGAGCUUGUGAGGCUAGGCGGCGUGCGCAUCUGUUUGGAUCUCUUUUUCAGAUUUCACUUCAACAACUUUUUGCACCACCACGUGGAGAGGAUGGUGAUGGCCAUUCUGGAGAGCGGCAGCGCGUUGCUGCUGGAGCAUCUCUUCGUGGAGUGUGAUAUCCUCAACCGAAUCAUGACCGCUUACAAUGACCCCCAUGCGCCAGAUUCACGCCCAGAGCCGCGAGCUGAGUCAGCGAGAGUGCCUGCACGGAGUGGGUACAUGGGGCACCUGACGAGAAUAGCCAAUCGGAUUUGCCAGUUGGCAGCGUCAAACUCUCAGAUUGAGGCUCACGUUCAGGCGAAUCCACGGUGGGCGGAUUGGCAGAAGAACGUGCUCAGAAAACGGCUUCUGCUCGAGAAUGUUUACCAGUGGUCUUGCGGCCGGCCAGCAGCGCUGGACGAUCGGCCAGGCGACAGUGACGACGACGAGUUCAACAGCCGCGACCGGGACUUUGACAUCUCCACCAUCUCGCUCACAGGGGGCUCGAACGCCAACAGGAGCUACCAAUACGCCUAUGGGCAGUCGCUGCUUGACUCAGACGACGUGGAAGAGGGCCACGAGCUCAGGGAUCCCUAUGACGUGGACCUGGUCAAGGCGGAACAAGAAAUCGAGACAUUGGCCCUUUCCGAGAAUGCACCCACAAGUGGGGCGUCUGAGCUGCUGCCCACGCCUGCAGCUGAGGAGCCGGACAAGCCUCUGUCCAGUGACAAGCCUGAGGGUGAAGAGGCUGCAGAUGAUGAGGAGGAGGAAGGCGCUGAGCAGACUGGCACUGAUGAAUCCGCUUUCAA